AUGUCGACCAUUCCCUUCCUCUUGCUUGUCCUGGGCUUCCUCGGACUCUCCGAAUCUUUCAACCUGCCAUGGGCGAGAACAUCUCUUCCACUCCGGACGACGGCAUGCAGGAGGCCGCCACAAGCUGUGCUCCUCAAGUGCAUGAGCUCUGACAUGACGGAGCUCAACAAGCUCACGGUGGCACAGCUGAAGGAGAAGCUAGUGACGCUGGGGGAGCAGCCGACCAGUAGGAUGAAGAAGGCAGAGCUGAUCGAACGGAUCUCCAGCAUAGCCGGGGAAGGAGCGAGCUCCACCUUGAGCUCAAGUGAGGAGGAUGGAGAGAGGCAGGAGGGAGGAGGGGAGACGGCGGGGAUGAGCAGCGGGGGGACGAUGGACCUCAGCUCCAUGACGGUGACAAAACUCAAGAACGAGCUCAAGAGCAGGGGCCUCAAGACUAGCGGGGUGAAGGCGGAGCUGCAGGAGAGACUUGCCAAGGCGAUGGAGGAGGAGGAGGAAGGAGCAGAGCUGAAGAUCCCGGAUCCUCACCUCGCUGCUGUGCUGGCGGAAUCUGACGAGGAUCAGAGCUGGGGAGCACAAGCAUAUGGAGAAGAGGGGGAGACUGAGGUCAAGAGCUCGGGGGUGGAGGAAGACAGCGGAGAACAGGAGGAGAGUGAGGAGGAGGAUGAUGCGAAGUUUGCUGAGCUUGACACGGAUCAGAUCUUCGUGCGCGGCAUUUCCUUUAAGGCUCGUCCGCUCGACCUCGUGGACUUCUUCGAGUCUCAGUGCGGGACCGUGACGAAGAUCGAAGGAAUGUUCAUGGGAGGAAAGGCGUCUGGGAGAGCAUGGGUCACCUUUGAAGACAAAUUGAGCGCGUCAGAAGCUCUCAAGCUCGGCAACCAGACGAUUCUUGACAGAACCAUCGAGAUCUAUCCGCCAUGGUCUCGUCCAGCACGACAGGCUAUGAGAAUGGUAACGGAGGGUCAAGGGAUCAAACCCGAACGUCGGCCGUCGGGCAUGAGGGAGAGACAGAACCCGAGGUUCUCUUCGCCGAGAAACUCCAAGGUCAAUAGCAUUUUCAUCGGGAAAAUCCCCCUUGGUGCCGACAAGAGGGACAUCGAAGAGGCCAUUGCCGACUUUCGGGGGUCGUUGGGAUGCGGAUGGGAAUGA
This is a messenger RNA of Guillardia theta CCMP2712, 1146 nucleotides long. RefSeq lists its product as hypothetical. The coding region runs from base 1 to 1146 and encodes 381 amino acids. Lineage: Eukaryota; Cryptophyceae; Pyrenomonadales; Geminigeraceae. Gene Ontology annotation, molecular function: RNA binding. The transcript has 8 exons. The record is from RefSeq and is a predicted model, not a curated record. Gene Ontology annotation, biological process: poly(A)+ mRNA export from nucleus. Gene Ontology annotation, cellular component: nucleus.